UUAAUUUUCCCUUAUAUUCCGGUAUGGAAAUUGUGUAGAGUACGAAAGAAGAAACGAUUCGACCUUGAAGAAUCGCGCAAAGGUAACUAGCGAGCAAAAACAAGCAUUUGCAAUGCCGUUGCCAACGGUCGUUUCCACUACUUCUUCUUUUUCUGCCGUACUUCUAUCAACUAUUACGGCGCGCUCUACACUCCCUCCAAAACGCACCGUUUCUCCUUCCCCUCUCUCCGUUCUCUCUCGCAGAGACAUCGCUCUACUCUCCUUCCUCGCGCUCUCUCCACCUGCCUCCGCCAUUGAAUUUGGCAUAUCAGGACCGAAGAAUUGGCUAAAAGAGCAAAAACGGAAUGCCUCCAAGUUCCUAUUGGCCCCCGUGGAUGCCUCCCGCCAAAUCCUUCGCUCUGCCUAUCUCACGCUCAGUUUCGAUUUGGUUCCAUUUGCAGCGAAAACCGACGCUACUUAUACGGAUGAGGAUUUGGAGCAGAUCCAGCAGCUGUUUAUAUCUGCUGCUAGGGAUUGCGUACCACAGGACCGGAAUUCUUUCGUCACUUUCCAAGCCAAGAGCGGAGUAGAGGUGUGCACAUUUCGGUUGAUUGUGAAGAACGCUGCUUCGUUGCUUGGAAAUAAGGAUCCUGUAAAGUUGAAAGCCGAAGCUUUGCUAGAUAAUCUUAUAAGAUCUUUCACCACUGUCAGUGGGAUGGCAAGUGAAACCAACAUUCAACUUGCAUCGGAUAGAGAAAAGAUAGCGGAUGCUGUAUCAGAUACCAUAUCUGAUCUCGACAAAUUUGAGCAGGGAAUCAGGGAUUGCCUUGAAAGUUGAAACCUAACUUAAAGAAUAGCCUAUCCUACUUUUUUGAUGUGGAAAGUUGAUCCUUAAAAAAUCACGCAAGGAGCUUAUUGGUGUAAUAACCAAUUUUCUGUUAUCACCGGUUUGCUGACUGCCGAGAAUACCAAAAUAUGCUUUUGCCGUACUUUAAAAUACUUAUUUGUUCUCUCAAUCUGAAAUCUUUGUCAUCAGUUUAUAGAUACUCUCCUCCGAUUCAAGAUACAAAAUACAAGUUGCGUAUCUGCCUUGUUGAAAGAGACUGCUAUUUCAAUGAGGGAGGAGGUUUUGGUUGCUGAAGAUUUUUGUGUACUUUCAAACUGAAUGGAAGAAUAGUAAUAAAUGCAUUUUCUAAAUGGGACACCCCUUCUCCCCCCAUAUCUAGGAAACUGCCAAAUCAAGACAAUAGUAGACAUCUACUUCACAUACCUCAUUUGGUGAUAAUUUUCUUCAGGUUUACUUUUAUUUAUUUAUAAUCAGGUAAUAUCACAACACAUUUAGUCUGCAUUAAUUUUUUAUAAUACUAAAAAUCACACUUAUAUGAUGAAUAAUAUGUAACAAUUGAAUUUUAGAAUUAAAAUGAUUGUCAGUUUUUUAUUAAAAAAAAGAAUUGCUCUGAACAUUAUUUAUUUGUUGUUUCAGUUUUGUUGAGUGAAAAAACGGAUUUUGAUUUGGGGCUGGAGUAAUUGACUGGGUGUAUUUUCUUAAUAGUAAUACCAAAUAUGUAUAUUAGUUACUGCAUUAUUUAUUUGCCAGCAUUAUUUUCAUCAUUUUACGCACAGAGAGUUGAAUUCUUCCAUCAAGAACUGGAAAGAGAAAAAAGGGCUGAAUUAAUUUACCUAGAUCCUGAGAUUAUUUAUUGUUGACCCUGUGGUACUUCGCCGACGGUGUAGAAUAUAAAUUAUAGGAGCGACGUCAUAUAUGGGCCAACAAUUGUUGGGCGAAUUUGCAAAUAAAAAUGUGAUACCUACUUCCCA
Molecule: messenger RNA, 1797 nt
Organism: Vigna unguiculata (cowpea)
Lineage: Eukaryota; Viridiplantae; Streptophyta; Magnoliopsida; Fabales; Fabaceae
Product: plasma membrane fusion protein
Cellular component (GO): chloroplast
Source: RefSeq, a predicted model, not a curated record